Messenger RNA from Vanrija pseudolonga, 1080 nucleotides. RefSeq lists its product as uncharacterized. NCBI's taxonomy places the organism in Eukaryota, Fungi, Basidiomycota, Tremellomycetes, Trichosporonales, Trichosporonaceae. The coding region runs from base 1 to 1080 and encodes 359 amino acids. The transcript is spliced from 2 exons. The record is from RefSeq and is a predicted model, not a curated record.
AUGUUGAUCAACAAGCCGGCCAUUGUUGCCCUCCUGGCUGUUGUCCAGGUUCUGGGCACGCCCAUCCCCAACGCCCACGACGACGUCCUCGUCCAGCGCACCGUCGCCGACACCAACGUUGAGGCUCGCACCUUCGGCCUUGUCAAGCCCAUCCUCUGCAAGGCCCUCGGCUGGUGUCUCCCCCACCUCUGCCCUCAGCCCGUCCUCAUCGGCGGUAACCCCGUCCCCUACCCGGUCGGCCCUUGGCCUGGACAGCCUGGAUGGGGUCCCAAGCCUCCUCCUGGCCCCGGUCCUGGACCCGGACCCGGCCCCGGCCCCGGUCCUGGUCCCGGUCCUGGUCCUGGUCCCGGUCCUGGCCCCGGCCCCUGCACUGGUGGCAAGGACUGCGGUGGUGGCGGCAAGCCUCCCCCCUGCAACGGCAAGGACUGUGGCGGUGGAAAGCCUCCCCCCACCGACCCUCCCCCCGGCGAGUGCAAGGACUGCCCUCCUGGUAGCACUCAGCCCCCUACCAGCGGCGGCCCUGGCACCACCCCCCCUCCUCCUGGCGGCAGCGGCGGCGGACAGCAACCCGGUGGCGGUGGCCAGCAGCCCGGUGGUGGUGGUCAGCAGCCUGGUGGCGGUGGCCAGCAGCCUGGAGGUGGUGGAAACCCUACCGACGGCGGACCCGGCAGCGGCCCUGGCUCGGGUGGUGGACAGACCGGCGGCGGCUCUACGGACCCCGGAGCCGGCUCUGGCGGCGGUGGUGGAUCUACGGACCCCGGUGCCGGCUCUGGCGGCGGUGGCUCUACGGACCCCGGUGCCGGCUCUGGUGGUGGUCAGACCGGCGGGGGCUCGGGUGGCAACCCCACUGACGGCGGCCCCGGCUCUGGACCCGGCUCGGGUGGCUCGGGCACGGGCUCGGGUGGCUCUACGGACCCCGGUGCCGGCUCUGGCGGCGGUGGCUCGGGCUCUGGUGGUGCCGGUGUCGGCGAGGGCGCCGGCAACCCGUCCGACGGCAGCAGCGACGGCGGCUCUGGAUGCGUCCCCGGCCAGAACGGCUGCGGCGGCGACCCCGCCAAGGACCCCGCUGCCUCGCCGUAG